Molecule: messenger RNA, 1181 nt
Organism: Ilyonectria robusta
Lineage: Eukaryota; Fungi; Ascomycota; Sordariomycetes; Hypocreales; Nectriaceae
Product: Alpha/Beta hydrolase protein
Exons: 3
Coding region: 14-1000 (328 amino acids)
Molecular function (GO): hydrolase activity
Source: RefSeq, a predicted model, not a curated record
CAACUCUCUAAACAUGGAGCCAUACACCAUUGACCCGGUGAACCAGCAUGAGAAUUCGAUCAAAUUGCUUGAGCACUUUCAUGCUUAUCGGGUCGCUUAUAAAUACAUCAACUCCCAACCUAUCCAUGCGUUCUUCGUCAUACCCAAGGAGCGUCCACAGGGCCCGCGUCCACUUCUGGUGAGAUACCAUGGCGGAGGGUGGACGGAGGGAGAAGCUGAGGCUUCCUUGAGACCAUUCUUUCUUGAGAUGGCGCUUAAACAUGGCGCCGUGAUCCUCACGCCGGACUACCGCCUACGCCCUGAACACGAGAUUACGGAUGGGCUUGACGACAUUCGCUCAUUCUGGCAAUGGAUUGAACAGGGAGAUGCGCAGCAAGUUGUGCACAAAUCCUACCCAGACCUAGAACUAGACGUGAACAAUUUGCUCGUCGGUGGUGAAAGCGCUGGAGGAUAUCUGACCUUGCAAACGGCUCUUCUGCCCCUCACCAAACUGCCGAUUAACAUUCUCUUCGUGCAGUACCCAGCCGCUGAUGUUGCAGGCUGCAUCAAACCACCGGAUCCUGAUGGGGAUGAGGUGCCCGGCGCAUGGAUGCAUCCCUAUCCAUACUCUAUUGUCGAGGAGCACCUCGCAGCGCUAGAGCCGGGCAAGAUCUGCACGCGUGCGAAGUUCGGCAGUAGGAUGACUCUGCACUUCGCCUUGACCCAUGCCAGCCGACUGGUUGAUAUCUCUGGUGAUAAGGCAUGGCUUGAUCCUAUGAGUAGCCUCGACACAGCAGGUCCGCUGCCACCUAUUCUACUCUAUCACUCCAAGGAGGAUGAAGCUAUACCAUGGCAGCACACCGAACGCUGGGCUUCUAAAGCUAAGAAACUACAGCCGGAUGUACCUCUUUUUCUCACUUGGCAAACUGGGACUCAUACAUUUGACGGAAACCAUACCAUGGCAACCCCAUGGCUUAAGGAGCCUCUAGAGUUUGUCCAGCAAUACUGGCCAACUAAAUAAUAGUGCGUGGGAGAUCUUUGGACUUUGAAUUGCGAGGUGUUAUCGUCGCAAACCUUGCUUUUGCUGGGAAGGGACCUACGGCGGGCAAACUUUCACAGGAAGUUCUGUCAUGUCUUGGGACUGCUGGCUCAACCCUAUUAAUCAGUCUGUGAGAUUAGCGAGAGAGGAAUUUUGGUACAGC